Arachis duranensis is the source of this 1143-nucleotide messenger RNA. Its product is annotated as cytosolic sulfotransferase 5-like. Bases 70 to 1089 code for a protein of 339 amino acids. The transcript has a single exon. Gene Ontology annotation, cellular component: cytoplasm. Gene Ontology annotation, biological process: sulfation. Gene Ontology annotation, molecular function: sulfotransferase activity. Lineage: Eukaryota; Viridiplantae; Streptophyta; Magnoliopsida; Fabales; Fabaceae. The record is from RefSeq and is a predicted model, not a curated record.
CCAACAAUCAAAUCCACAAGCUCUAUAAUCAAAUUAAGCUUUUCUUUCCCAAAAGAAAUUUUAGGCAGCAUGGCAGAAGAUCAACCCUCCCUUUUGCAAAAAUUUGUUCAAGAUGAGUUACCCCAAGAACUUAGGGAUUUGGUAUCAAACCUGCCAAUGGAAAAUGGUUGGGCAGAAAAACACCUUUACCAAUACCAAGGCUUUUGGUACAACCCUUUUAUCCUUCAAGCCCUAGUAACUCUUCAAAAGCACUUUCAUGCAAAUGACAAUGAUAUCUUCCUUGUUUCAAUUCCAAAAUCAGGCACCACUUGGCUUAAGGCAUUAGCAUUUUCCAUAGUAAAUAGAAGUAAGUAUCCGAAUUUCCAAAAUCACCCUUUGAUCAAUAAUAACCCUCAUGCUCUUGUACCCUUUUUGGAGUUUGACCUAAAUUCCAGCAAUGAGUUUCUUCCUAAUUUCAACUCGUUGUCGCGGUCAUCAUCGUUAUUCUCUUCUUCUCCAAGGAUCAUAUCCACUCAUUUUCCCUAUGUCUCGUUACCGAAUUCAGUAAAAGAAUCGUCUUGUAAGAUAGUAUACCUUUGUAGAGAUCCUAAAGACAUUUUAAUUUCACGUUGGCAUUUUACAAACAAAUUGCGAAAAGGAAUCACAGACAACUUCUCACUUGAAGAUGCUUUUGAGAUGUUUUGCAAGGGAGUGAGUCCUGGUGGACCCUUUUGGGAUCACAUGUUAGGGUAUUGGAAUGAAGGUAUGAAAAGUUCAAAUAAUAAGAAGAUAAUGUUUCUAAAGUAUGAAGAGAUCAAAAUGAAUCCAUUGCUUGUUUUGAAAGAACUAGCUGAAUUUUUAGGGUUUCCUUUUUCUAGAGAAGAAGAAGCUGUUGGAGUGAUGGAUGAUAUCUUAAAGCUUUGUAGUUUUGAUAAUUUGAGCAAUUUGGAAGUGAACACCAAUGGAAAGACAUCUUUUGGAGUAGAAAACAAUAUUUUUUUUCGUCGUGGCCAAGUUGGAGAUUGGAAAAACUAUCUCACAACAGAGAUGGUUGAAAAAUUGAACAAUAUUAUUGCAAAUAAAUUGACUGAACAUGGGAUUCAAUUUUAGAUGAUUAUUGUAAUAAUAAUGUUAUGACAUAUAAUAAAUAAUUUUUUUUUCUAA